AUGAGCUCUUAUCAUGUGCCAGUGAGGGACCACGGAGGUACAGGAGUGAAUCAGGAUGAAUUCAAAAAAUUUUUGAAAUCUGCUGGAUGCAGACUUGCGGUGGUAGAAUUUUCGGCAAAAUGGUGUGGUGCUUGCAAAAAGAUUUGUCCUCUUGUUCAAGAAAUGACUCUACAAUACCAAAAUGUAAUGUUUGCUAACGUGGAUGUGGACGAGUCUCAGGACUUGGCCCAAACUUAUAAUAUCAGAGCAAUACCCACAUUUCAGAUGUUCAAGCGAGCCAAAAAGAUUUUUGAAUUUUAUGGAGCUGAUGCUAAAAAGUUGGAAAUGAAGAUUAAAGAACUGAUGUAAGCUGAUGUCAG
Molecule: messenger RNA, 359 nt
Organism: Hipposideros armiger (great roundleaf bat)
Lineage: Eukaryota; Metazoa; Chordata; Mammalia; Chiroptera; Hipposideridae
Product: thioredoxin domain-containing protein 8
Exons: 5
Coding region: 1-348 (115 amino acids)
Molecular function (GO): protein-disulfide reductase activity
Source: RefSeq, a predicted model, not a curated record